Messenger RNA from Ceutorhynchus assimilis (cabbage seed weevil), 1017 nucleotides. The record is from the annotation of a GenBank genome assembly. Lineage: Eukaryota; Metazoa; Arthropoda; Insecta; Coleoptera; Curculionidae.
CUGACGAUAAUAGAAUAUUAAACUUAAAUAAAUUUAUAUUGCCUUUAGGUAGGGUCAAGGUAAAAGAAGAUACCAACACUGCAGAAUAUAUAUAGCAGGGUACGCGUGUCCUUCUCCAUCAGUAUUGACCUCACCUACCUAUAAAAACAACACUUUGUUUGAUUUUAUUCGUUUCAGUGUCAAGCAGAGACUCUUCCUUGUAACUUCUUCGGAUCAGAACGACGACCUGCUGCUUGCUCUUAGUUGAUAACUGGUUUUAAUUAUUGUCUUUAAGGUCAUCAUGUUGAAAUUCGUAUUAGUCGCCCUAACGGUCGCCCUUGUAAAGGCAGAUCUACCCGAUGGAAGACAGCUUGCCUCUCCAGAAAUCGGUUUGUGCCAUCAGAAAUCUCUCCACGAAACUGGACCAGAUGGCAAAGGAUAUUUCUUCAGUUGGAGAGACCUCGGACUAAAAAACAUCCAAUACGAUUGGUUGGACGCUCGCAACUAUUGCAGAAGGAGAUGCAUGGAAACCGUUUCAAUUGAAACUUCUGUGAAAAACGACUGGAUUAAAGAGCGCCUCGUCAGAGACAAUGUGAAAUACAUUUGGACUUCUGGUCGCAAAUGCGAUUUUAAAGGUUGCGACCGUCCCGACUUGCAACCCACCGACAUCAACGGCUGGUUCUGGACCGGUACUCUGGAAAAGUUGGCACCCAGCACCCAAAGAGAUCAAAACGACUGGUCGCCCACUGGCGGAAUCGGCCUUCCUCAACCUGACAACCGCGAACCCAAACAAGGAGGUGCCCAAGAAAAUUGCCUGGCCGUACUGAACCAAUUCUACAACGACGGAGUCCAUUGGCACGAUGUCGCUUGCCACCACGUCAAGCCUUUUAUGUGCGAAGAAAGCCCGGAACUUUUCAGACUUGUGAAAUUUUUGUAGACGACGACUUGUUAGUUUUAAAUGUUUUUAAUUUUUUUUUUGUACUGUAUUUGAUUUCGACUAAAAGUAACUUUUAAUAAAAAAUUCUUCUAGGUAGUCUA